AUGCUUCGUCAAACAGUAUUAAGAUCGAUCAAACCAUCAAUUGCAUACAGACAACAAGUUCUUGUUAGGAGAAAUUAUGGUAUAGUGGAUGCUGCAACGAAGGCCGUUUUUGGAGAAAAAGGUUUACAGGAAAAAAAUGCCAAAGAAGCCGAAAUCAAGCAAAAAGCAGAGGAAACAAAUCUAGGCAAUGUUAGCGCUACCACAAAGGAAGCAAACUUGAAAACGGGUAAAGUUUUAGCUGAUGGUAUACAAAAUGCACAAGAUCUUACUGCAGAUGCCAAAUCAGCAAUUAAAAAUACCACUCAAAAGGCUAAAAAUGCAGCCGAGGAUAUCAAUUUAACAGCAGGUAGGUUUUUGGCUGAUAAUAUACAAGGAGCUCAAGAUGCAGUAAAAGACACUGAUACAAUUGUUGAUAAGACAAAGAAGGCAGUCGAUAAAGGGGCCGAAAAGGUUAAUAAAGUUGCGGGAGAUGUGUUAGCGAACGGCAUAGAAGUUGGUGAAACCAUAAUUGGCGGAGCUGGCUCAACCGGUGAAAAAGUCAACAAGAAGAUGGGAGAAGUUUUAGCAGACGGGGUUGAAAAGGGUGAACAUUACACAAGCAAAGCCAAACAAGCUGGAGAGCAUAUCAUUAAUAAAACCAAGGAAAAAGCUGGCGGUGCUAAAGAAAAGGUAGAAGAGACAGUUGACAGCGCUAAAGGGAAAGUAGAGGAGAAAGCUGGCGGUGCUAAAGAAAAGGUAGAGGAGACAGUUGACAGCGCUAAAGAAAAGGUAGAGGAUACAGCUGAUAGUGCUAAAGAGAUAACCGAAAAGGAAAAAUUCAAAUCAAAGGUGAAGGAGAAUAUUAAGGGAUACGCCAGUUUAGAAGACAAGGGGAGAAAAGCACCGAUCGAGCAGAAUAGACCAGAUGAUGCUAUGUAG
Molecule: messenger RNA, 918 nt
Organism: Lodderomyces oxycetoniae
Lineage: Eukaryota; Fungi; Ascomycota; Pichiomycetes; Serinales; Debaryomycetaceae
Gene: ASR2
Product: Asr2p
Exons: 1
Coding region: 1-918 (305 amino acids)
Source: RefSeq, a predicted model, not a curated record